Bursaphelenchus okinawaensis is the source of this 949-nucleotide messenger RNA. The record is from the annotation of a GenBank genome assembly. Lineage: Eukaryota; Metazoa; Nematoda; Chromadorea; Rhabditida; Aphelenchoididae.
AUGGAUAUAUUGGAGCAAUUAGCUGCGGCGUAAGUUUUAUUUGUUAUUGUUUUGGUUUUUAGGAGAUUCAAACGAGAUUUUUUCAAGUUUAUUGGAGGGUCUGAAGUGCGUAAACCUUGAGGGUUUUAAAAUUUUGGGUUUUAGUUUCAAACCCCAGGAAGAAGCUCUAGAAAAUGGUCCUCAUUCCUCAUCUGAACCAUUAUUAGCUGAAGAGCAACAUUCCGAACAACAUCCAGAGACAGAAGAGCACCUCGAAUCUGAUCAGCUACAAGAAGUGGCACAACAUUCACAAGCGGAUCCCACACUUGAACAAAUCUUGUUUAAUUCACUUGAUCCUGUGUCUUCAUCUUCAGCUACAGCUUUAAUUACAGCCUCAACACCAGUAACAUCAUCAACAUUGGGUACAGCUUUUACAAUACCAACUACACCAAAAAGUGUUAAUCUUUAUGGAGUGAAAAGGGAUCAGCUGAGGACAAUCAUCUACUACCAUUACUUGAGGAAAGUGCCGGCUGCUCAAACGGCCAAAGAGAUUUGUGAGACGUUGGGCGAAGGGAUUACCUGCUACAAGACGGUAAAGUCGUGGUAUAGCCAGUUUUCUAAAGGCCGUACUGUAGCCGAACUGGAGGAUCAACCAAGGUCGGGUAGAAAGCGUGGAUUCGAGAAUGAAGCUUUGGUUAAUGCUGUCGAAGCGAAUCCAAGGCAAACAACGCGAGAACUGGCAGCUCAAUUGAAUGUGGCAAAAUCCACAGUAAUUCGUCAUCUACAACUAUUAGGAUACGUGUUUAAGGAUGGCCAAUUUGUUCAUAAAAAGAGUCCGAAGAAGGAGAAGGGUCAAAAUGGCAAAGACAAAGAGCAAAGUGAUAAGGAUGACAAUCAGAAUAAGGAGGAAGUGAUGCCACAAGAGAAUUCUUUUGAUUAUUACGGGUUAUUUAGUAGUGUUACAUCUUAA